AUGGCAAAACGCUUGAAGAAGGAGCCCGACCGUGGAGCGCCGGAGGAGGGGAGCAGCCAGGGAGGCGGCGCGUCCGCUUCUGAGGAAACCAGGGAAGAAACCCUAGAGCGGCGAAUUCUGCGAUCCCGUUAUCUUGCGGUGAAGAAUCAGCUCGUCGGUAUGGAUCCCUCUCCUUCUUCUUUCUCUCCUCUUCUGCAUCAAAGAAUAUGGCUUUUCGUUUCUGGGUAGGAAUCUUUCUUGCCCGCGGUGGCAUUUCGACUGUAGCUAAUUUCCCCAAUUGGGUGGCUUUCUUCUGUUCACAGAUGGAAGGGAGGAUCUAUCUAGAGUGGAUUCCGACCGGUUUAGAUCGAUCAUCACGGAAGUAGAGGCUCUGCAUCAGCAAGGUAAUUCAGGCCAUACUUUCUCUACCCCCCCUCCCCUCCCCCAUGCCACGGAACUCUACAGGGCUGGGUAUUGAAAUCUCUGGUGGGAUUUCUGUUGCAGUGAAGAAACCUAGAGAACAGAUUGCCGAUGCAGAGGCUCUGCUGAACAUCACCAGCACCUUGGUGACCACCAUCAGGUCCCAUGGCAACGAUGGGUUGACCCCAUCAGAUUUCGUCAGGGCCAUGCUGAGAAAGUUUGGUCAACAGGGUGGAACGGGCAGUGAGGGCGCUUGCAGCCAUGCCUUUUGGAAGGAUGUGGGUUCAGCUGUUGCUCAUGUGUUCAUGAGGCCUCCCGGUUGCUGCACAAUGUAAGUUGCCUUCAAUGUUUAAUGAUAGAGGGCUGAGAACUAUACUUGUAUAAUAUUUUUCAUGCAAUGUUUUAGAAAAAAAAUUCCUCAUGUCGAGGUUUCACUGGGGUAUAUAAUGAUGAUUUUUAAUCCGAUCAGGGGGAUGAUGUUUGAUCAAAUGCCUUAAAGAAAAUAUUUGCGUAGGCUGGUUCUUAAUAAAAUUGUUCUAUAAUUUUCUACCCACCGGGUAUGCUUGAAGUGUGAUUACUGAUAAAUUAUAUUGAUUGCGUAACUUUAAAUGAACAAAUAUAAAUUAUAUUCAAGCUACUCCAGGCAAAUUAGAAUUUUUUUUUUGAAUUUUUGUUUAGAAACGUUUCCAAAGUUUCCACAUUCAUACAAAUGAGAUAUUAUUUUACUCGUUUUAGUUCCUCCUGUUGAAAGUUUAUCUCCAUUGGUGAACCCUUCUCAGGAGGUGCUCAAGAUCUGUUAGAAACCCUUAUUUGCCGAACAUCUAUUCACUCAAAAGCCGAGAGAGGGAAGAGAGAGAGAGAGAGAGAGAGAGAGAGAGAGAGAGAGAGAGGAAACCUUGUAGACUUGAGACAUCAAGAUCGUUUACUUAUUUUUGAUCUGAUUCUUCAGUUCUAGGCAAUAACAACAUAUCAAACCCCUUGAUGGAUCGCCGACCUGACCUAUUUUUGACACUGUCCACACCAGGCUUGGCCCCAUGAGCACCGAGCCAAAGCAACGUAAGCCUCAUGCCCAGAGGAAGCAGACCAGACCAGCCGACACCACCCGACCUGAAGAGGUAUCUCUCGUGAAAAUUCUGCCCAGAUGCUGGGUCUUGAUGUUCUUUCGAAUUAUAUUGAAUUCUGUUGAGGUGAUCUUCAAUGGUGGUCUCCUCUGUGUGUGAAGCUGGAAGGAUCGGAGCUGGAGGGGGAGCAGAGAACGGACACUGAUAAGAACAUGUUGACCAUGUUCGACAUCCUGAGGAGGCGGCGGCGGGUGGGGCUCGAAAGCCUCCUACUGAACCGGGCUUCCUUUGCGCAGACCGUGGAGAACCUCUUCGCCCUCUCGUUCCUGGUAAAGGAUGGUCGGGCCGAGAUAACAGUGGACGACAAUGGUCACCACCUCGUCAGUGAGUUGACUCACUUCCCCCCUCCUAGAGAGAGAGAGAGAGAGAGAGAGAGAGAGAGAGAGAGAGAGAGAGAUUUUCUCUUGUGGGUUUUGAUGGGUUUUAGUGGGUGCUGAUCAGUCCGCUGAAUUUCUGCCCUCUCAGUGCCGAGAAAUGCCCCGGUGGCGGUGGCGGUGGCUGCUGGUGAGGUCUCGUACAGCCACUUCGUCUUCAGAUUUGACUUCAAGGACUGGAAGGUAAGAUAAGCCCAUAUCAGGGACUAGCAGCCGAGGAGAUAAUUGGGCCUCUGUGUUCUCUCCUGGCUGAUCGAUUGCUGCACUUCUCGUGUAGCUGAUGCAGGAGAGAGUGGCGCCAGGAGAGGAGCUGAUGCCGGACAGGGGCGACCUCGGCACGAGCUGCAGCCCCUCUGGGCUGGAAGAACGGCCGCCCUGUGAAGGGUCCCAGUCGGCGGCGGCGCCCCCAACGACGCCGAUCAGGAAACUAACGAGGAAUCGGGGGCUGGUCGUGCAGGAACAGUUGUUUGUGGAGGAGUCGCCGGAGAAGGACGGGGGCAGGGCUUCGACCAGGAAGAAGGCCAAGCGCCUCUUUCGCUGA
This is a messenger RNA of Spirodela intermedia, 2435 nucleotides long. Lineage: Eukaryota; Viridiplantae; Streptophyta; Magnoliopsida; Alismatales; Araceae. The record is from the annotation of a GenBank genome assembly.